This is a messenger RNA of Didymodactylos carnosus, 590 nucleotides long. The record is from the annotation of a GenBank genome assembly. NCBI's taxonomy places the organism in Eukaryota, Metazoa, Rotifera, Eurotatoria, Philodinida, Philodinidae.
UUAUGGGUAACGAACAAACGAAAGAAGAAAAGCACGAGGCUGUCGUACUUCGCAAUCCACAAGUGGGUGUAGCGAAUCCUCUCUACUGGGCUUGUCGAGGAGGGGAUCUCGAUGCUGUGAAGGAAAUUCUCUCUUCUACACCCUUCUCUGAUGUCAAUCAUCUCGAGCCAAAUGGAAGCACAGCUCUACAUGCAGCAUCCUUCUUUGGCCAUGUGGAUGUGGUGAAAUAUCUCCUUCAUGAACGAGGCAUCAUUCGUCAUCGAAAGAAUCGACAUGGCCUUACGGCCUAUCAAGAAGCUUCAACGCAGGAAAUUCGAGAAGUGUUUCAUCGACCAUUUACAAGUAAUCGAUUCGUCGAUGAGAAUAGUGAUGCUCCGCAGCCAUUCACUUUCGCGGAUAGGAAUAACCAAGAAGAAGAAGAAGAACCACCAGAAGGGUGCGCAGAGGGAGAUAAUUUAGCUGCUGUGAUGCUAUUGGAACUAUUGGAAGCUGCUGUGUCAACUAUUGGAAAAAUACAAGAAAACAAAGAAGGUGGAACAUCUCAUUCGACUGUACACUCUGGACGCAGCUUUCUACAACGCAUUGGGACG